This is a messenger RNA of Cinclus cinclus, 1927 nucleotides long. RefSeq names its product runt-related transcription factor 1-like. The transcript is spliced from 4 exons. Gene Ontology annotation, cellular component: nucleus. The record is from RefSeq and is a predicted model, not a curated record. Bases 1036 to 1590 code for a protein of 184 amino acids. Lineage: Eukaryota; Metazoa; Chordata; Aves; Passeriformes; Cinclidae. Gene Ontology annotation, biological process: regulation of cell differentiation; regulation of transcription by RNA polymerase II; neuron differentiation. Gene Ontology annotation, molecular function: DNA-binding transcription factor activity, RNA polymerase II-specific; RNA polymerase II cis-regulatory region sequence-specific DNA binding; ATP binding.
AGCCAGAGACAAAACUUUCAAUUGGUUAUUGGUUUAGCCUUUUUAUUUUUAAUGUUAUAGUCUUCUUCUUUUGGGGAGGGAGAAGACAAAGGAAGAACAGGAACUGUGCUAAGGGAGGAUUGUAUGACUGGAUCCUAUGGAAUACUAAGAUUUCCUGUGAUCUUCCAGCACUCCUUAGAGGGUGCCAUCACUGAAAUUCCAAAUAAAAUUGGGACUUUUUAAAUCUCCCCCUUUUUUUACCCAUUUUAAAAAAAAAUGUUGGGACUUUUAAAUCCCCACUUCUUUUUUUCCACUUUCUUUAAAAAAAAAAAAAAAAAGUUGGGACUUUUUAAUCUCCCCUUUCCCCCCCUCAUUUUCUAGAAAAAAUAAAUCUCAUUACAGUGCUCUUUCCCCAAACAGGGAUCUUCCCUCAAGCUGAUUCCCAAUGUUUUACAGGAUGAGUUCCACAUCCUGCUGCCUUCACAGCAGCCUCAAACCAGGUUUGAAUUCCUAUGGAAUAAGCAGCAAUGAAGUUGCUAUCAAAAUAAGCUGGAGCUCCAAAAAAACCUCAAACAACCAAACAAGAGGAGUUGAACUAACUCAUCAAAGACUUUUUUGGAGCAUCAGGGCUGGUGAAUCACCAGUUUUUCCCUCCCUCAGCAACUCCAUCCUUGCCUGGAGCCCCAGGGAGGGCAGGUGGAGUGGGAAGGGCAUGACUUCAGAAAGUUAAAAAAAAAAACCCUUCCAAAAAAAAAAAAAGGCAGAAAGCCGACAUCACCCCAGUCAUGUGAUACAAAAGAACCAAUGGAGGCAGGUCCUGGAAAGGGGAACAGUUAAAUUUGUAAUUUGGGUUGUGUGAAACACUUCUUUGGGCCUCAUAAACAACCACAGAACCACAAGUUGGGUACGGAGGCAGUCACCCAAGAGCGGGUCCGGGAUAUUGGUCAGCAGGGAGGGCGAAUCGUUGUGCCUACAAACCACAGGGUUUCGGAGGGUGGUGGAAGAAACCCCAAAUUCCCUCCCAGUGAAGAGAGAGUGAGUUUUAAAGAGGAAACAAUGGCUUCGAACAGCAUAUUUGAGUCACUUCCUUCUUACCAGCACUUCUUGAGAGAUACCAGCACCAGCCGCCGCUUCACGCCGCCCUCCACCGCGCUGAGCCCGGGGAAGAUGAGCGAGCCGCUGGCGCUGCCCGCAGCCGAGCACAGCGGGGCUUUGCCGGGGAAGCUGCGCAGCGCCGACCGCAGCAUGGUGGAGGUCCUGGCGGAUCACCCCGGGGAGCUGGUGCGAACCGACAGCCCCAACUUCCUCUGCUCCGUGCUGCCCACGCACUGGCGCUGCAACAAGACGCUGCCCAUCGCCUUCAAGGUGGUGGCCCUGGGGGAUGUCCCCGACGGGACCCUGGUGACGGUGAUGGCCGGGAAUGACGAGAAUUACUCGGCGGAGCUGCGCAACGCCACGGCCGCCAUGAAGAACCAGGUGGCGCGGUUCAACGACCUGCGCUUCGUGGGCAGGAGCGGCAGAGGUACGAGGCGGGGUGGUUCCAGCUCCAUCUUCUGCCCCUGGAUGUGGAGUUGGGAGUUUUUAUCCACCAGGGAAUGGUGGAAAACGUAGCACAGUUCCAAAAGCUCAGGGUGGGUUUCUGCGUUUUUCUCCCAGACGGUUUUUCCGCAUCGCUGUGAUUUGUAAGCGGUGGAAAUCCCGCUGGGAAAAGACAGAAAAAAAAAAAAAUAUUAAAAUCCACCCCGAGAGUGACAUUUGUGGCAGCAGCUCCUGGUGAUUUAGGUAGCCCAAUGUUACACGUGGUAAUAGGUUUAAGUGGCAGAUUUAGGUUUAAGUGGCAGAUUUUCAAUCUCAAAUGAGAAUUUUCAGCUUGUGGUCAUCGCGGGGCUCCCCAGCACUCUCUGCAAAAACUGGUUUUGCAGCAGAGAGAGUGCUAAAAACACAAAUA